CGCCAUCAGCAAGUUCUCCCGCCAGGCCUGGAGAGUAAACGUUCCCGCCCAGAGCUCAGCUGACGCCACAUACAACAACACUACACGCGCCUGCAGGCUCAUACUAAGGGACCAUGGGUGUCAACGAUGACAAAAAUCAAAAUUUACCAUGGGUAGAGAAGUAUCGACCCCAAACUCUUCAGGAUCUUAUCUCUCAUGAGGAUAUCAUCUCCACAAUUGAGCGGUUCAUUGAUGAGGAUCAUCUACCACACUUACUCUUCUAUGGUCCACCAGGAACUGGCAAGACAUCCACUAUUCUUGCAUGUGCUCGCAAACUUUAUACUCCCAAGGAGUUCAAUUCUAUGGUUUUAGAACUGAAUGCUUCAGAUGACCGCGGUAUUGGUGUUGUGAGGCAACAGAUACUCAGCUUUGCCAGUACACGCACCAUAUUUAAGUCUGGGUUCAAGCUUGUCAUUUUAGAUGAGGCUGAUGCCAUGACCAAUGAUGCACAGAAUGCAUUAAGGAGAGUAAUUGAAAAAUUCACGGACAAUGUUCGAUUUUGCCUUAUCUGCAACUAUCUCAGUAAAAUCAUCCCAGCCAUUCAGUCACGAUGCACUCGAUUUAGAUUUGGACCAUUGUCAUCGGACCAAAUCCUUCCCAGGUUGAACUAUGUCAUCGAACAAGAAAAGGUCACUGUAACAGAUGAUGGAAGAAAGGCAUUAUUAGCUUUGUCAGGAGGGGACAUGAGGAGGGUGUUAAACAUACUGCAGUCAACAGCAAUGGCUUAUAAAGACGUGACAGAGGAUAACGUCUACACUUGUGUGGGUCAUCCUCUUCGCUCAGAUAUCACAAAUAUUAUAAACUGGAUGCUGAAUGAACAAUUUGACAUAGCCUACAAAAAUGUGAGCGAGUUAAAGACUGCUAAAGGUUUUGCCCUUCAAGAUAUUUUAACAGAACUGCACACAUACAUUCAUAGAAUAGAUUUUCCAGUUGAAGUUCGUGUUCACCUAGUGGCACAGUUGUCUGAUGUGGAGGUGAGGUUGUGUGCAGGUGCAUCAGAAAAACUGCAACUAUCAUCUGUUUUAGCAGCAUUUACACGAGCUAAACACAUGGUAGCAGCUCGAGCAUCAUCAUAAGUGAAUGGAGGUUCUCAAGUUUGGUGUAUUGAAAUUACCAUCUAUAAAUGUAUUUUUAAUUUUAGGGUUCAAGAUCUAUUAAAGAUACAAUGUGAAUAAUUUAUUAUUGUGCCUUAUAAAAGCAUUUAGUUAA
This is a messenger RNA of Procambarus clarkii (red swamp crayfish), 1248 nucleotides long. RefSeq names its product replication factor C subunit RfC3 (gene RfC3). Gene Ontology annotation, cellular component: nucleus; DNA replication factor C complex. Lineage: Eukaryota; Metazoa; Arthropoda; Malacostraca; Decapoda; Cambaridae. Gene Ontology annotation, molecular function: DNA binding; ATP hydrolysis activity; ATP binding. The record is from RefSeq and is a predicted model, not a curated record. Gene Ontology annotation, biological process: DNA-templated DNA replication; DNA repair.